Prorocentrum cordatum is the source of this 2962-nucleotide messenger RNA. Lineage: Eukaryota; Dinophyceae; Prorocentrales; Prorocentraceae. The record is from the annotation of a GenBank genome assembly.
UUGGCAGUUGGGCUGAAGCAGCCUGUUUGGCCCCCCCAGCCUGUUUUCAACUUCUAGUUGCAAAUCACCAGCCUGAAGCGCAUCCCUAUCCUUAUGAUUAACGCCACCUGAUUUCGAUGCCGGUCUUGAGGAUUUCCUCAGUUUCUCUGAGGGUGCUUCCCUGAGAUGUUCAUCGCCUUUGGGUUUGUCAGUCUUAGGGAUCGGGAUGAGCUCGAGACUGGUUAGCCAUGCCACUCUCUGGGGCUUGCCUGCUGAUGCGUGUGCAUUGCCUUCUGCUACUCUUCGGCGUCAGCGAGGCGGCUGGCCGGAUUGAGCUGGAGGUCGACAACACCGGCAAGUACAGCAUCGCUGUGAUCACGGGACAGGGACAGAGUCAAAAGUGGUUCGAAUCUGAGGCGACAGAGCUCACCAUCAACCACGAGUCGUUGACCACAAAGGACGGGUCUUUGAAGCUCGAGGGCAUUACCAGGGGCAAUGGCAUCGACGCUUCUGGAGCGUAUCAGCUCACUACGCUUACAUGGCGUGGCGGGUAUUUCGUCACAAGUUUCCGAGACUAUUCCAACAUGAUCGUCUUCGAGCAAUCGUUUCCGCGUGGCAUCAAGGGCAGCACCUUGAAUGCCAGUGACCCAUAUGCUGCACGCGAUGACGUGAGCACAGCCUUCCCAUCAUUCAGCACGACAUCCAGUGGGAGUUCUGCGGGUUACUUGGCUUUCACCGGUGACAUGAUGGGCUCAGGUGCAAAGCAUGGCACAGGCGGCAUUACGGGAAUUCCUACAGGCGUGUCGGGCUUUGGACCUACAUGUUUCUUCGACGUUGACUUGCAAACUAGCGUGGUGAUAUCCUCAUUCUCACAGUUUAUGGCGGCAAGUAACGGUAAACGUGAAAACGGAAUUGCAUACGGCCUGCAAGGCAGCAUCACAGACAUACCUCCAGGCUACACCCUGUCGUUUGUAAUCGUAGCGUCCAGCGCUGGUGGUGUAAACGUUGCUUUUGAAGAGUGGGGUGGGAAUCUGCUACGUCGAUACGGCAAGUCGCGCGAGGAGACCUACGAAGAUUACUCCCUUCAAUAUCUUGGAUACUCCACUGACAAUGGUGCUUUCUACUACUAUCAAACCGAGGGGCACGCACCGAAACGAGGUCCACCAUACACACCUGGACAUACAUACGAGGAGACAUUGAUCGAUGUCAAAGCUUACGCUGUCCGGAGUAGCAUUCCAUAUAGGUACAUUUUGCUUGACAGCUGGUGGUACUACCAGGGCAAGGGCAGCGGCGUCAAAAACUGGAUUGGGCGACCUGACGUGUUUCCGCACGGGAACGAUUAUUUACGAAAUCAGACGGGCUGGCCCAUUAUGGGACACAACCGCUACUGGGCAGUUGACAACGUGUACGCCAAGCAGAAUGGUGGCGACUACGAUUUUGUGGUGGAGAAAAAGGGCGAAGGACAGGGCUUUCAGGAUUUUGCGUGGCCAACAGAGCAGCGUUUCUGGGACGACCUUUUAUACAACUCGUCCGCAUGGGGGCUGUUCAUGUAUGAACAGGACUGGCUUGACACCGAGUACGACAACGUGAGGCAUCUCAAUCUUAACGCUACGGCAGCACGAACAUGGCUAAUGCAGAUGGGCGCCGCUGCGGCGCGCAAUCACCUUACCAUACAGUAUUGCAUGUCGCAUUGCCGUCACAUCAUGCAGUCACUGGAGAUCCCCGCUGUGACCAAUGCGCGUGCCUCUGGCGACUACCAUGCUGGCGGGGACCAGUGGAGUCCCCUUGGAACUACGGGGAUCUUUGGAUGGUCCGUGGCUGUAGCGGCGACCAAAGACAGCUUUUGGUCUACCGAUGUCCAGACGGGCAGCCCCUACGGCGAUCACGCGACCAUCAGAGAACCAUACAAUCGGCUCCAGGCGGUAGUGUCUACGAUUUCCAAGGGUCCUGUUGCUCCGUCCGACAAGAUCGGUUGCUCAGACUCAGCGCUCAUCCUCAAAUCAUGCGCUUCCGACGGUAGAUUGCUGCAGGGCGACAAACCCGCCAUGUUGAUUGAUACCGGACAUGUCCGCAAGGCAUUUAACAAAGGCGGACCAGAUGGUGAGGUGUGGGCCACCCAUACCGUUCUGAGCGGGCAGACCUUCGGUGUAGUCUUGAGUGCAAAGCUCAAGUCGGACUAUAGCUUAUCUUUCGCCGAAGCGGGCAUGCCGUUGGCGCCAAGCCUCUAUGUCCACUACGAAGCUAACGCUACGAACACGAUCUUUAACUCGUCGUCGAUUGCCUUGAAAGCUUGCGACAAAUGGGAUUUUCAGCUUUUCGCUGUGUCCCCGGCAUUGCCAGGCAAUGGUUGGACUCUGUUGGGCGAACCAAGCAAGUGGGUCCCAGUGUCGGCAGCGAGGUUUCAGAAUCUACAGUACUCGUGCCUGGAUGCGUUACUGGACUGCUCAGCGUCAGUCACGGCAGUAGGUUCUGAAGGCGAAAAGAUCAGUGUCGCAUGGUUGGCGCCACCUGGCAUCAGACGCGAUUCCUCUCCCACAGUUGUCGACUGCGUCAUACCACACGGCAACGAAGUUUCGAUCCUGGUGUCGUCCAGCAAUCCGGCAGGGAGGUGCAUCACUCCUGCGCGAUCCUCAUCGUCUAGUGCGAGGAUGCCGGUCUCAAAUAAUGCGGGAACUCAAGUACGGCCAGCGUCUACAAUGCCGCGAUCAGCAUCAAUGUCGUUUGUAGUAUAGAGUGCUCAGAAUUACGAUUGGGCGUCAGCCCGUAGUUUAAGUCAUGCAUCUUGGGUUUCGCUCUGAGCGUUCCCGAUGCUCACAGUGAACCUGCAUUUCUUGCUGCGUUAGUGUGCAGGUCUCGGGUACGCACGUGAUCGGUCAUGACUGCCUCGGUCACGAUGUCUUUGCUGUUUGAAAAAUGCUCGAUUGAGCAUGAAUGUGAUCUCGUUUGGUGUGGGUGUAUGCAAUCAUGCCGUCAUGCCCCAACA